Molecule: messenger RNA, 3686 nt
Organism: Nicotiana tabacum (common tobacco)
Lineage: Eukaryota; Viridiplantae; Streptophyta; Magnoliopsida; Solanales; Solanaceae
Product: putative late blight resistance protein homolog R1A-10
Biological process (GO): defense response to other organism
Molecular function (GO): ADP binding
Source: RefSeq, a predicted model, not a curated record
GUAUAAAUCUGAAAGGUCCGAGCGACAGUCGAACAGAGAAAAUAGAAGAACCACGAAAAAUUAGAAACUCGACCAAAACUGGAAGAACAGGGGUUUGAACUCAAACCGGGAGAUCGAUUAGAAACUUAAUAGGCAACAGCACCGCCGCAAAAUAGUGUAGAUAUGGUGUUUGUGAAAAUGGGUAAAUGGAGAGGUUUUUUGUCGAAUCUGUUUUCAGUGAAGAAAAAGUUCUUUCAUGGGAAGGAAAUGUUCAUAGUGGUGUAUUUCAACGGAAAAGAUGGUGAUUGAGGUAGAAAGUUAUGAAGGCGAGCUUCAGUGUAUUCCUAUUAUGCAGUGUGUGUGUAUGUGUGUGUGAGUGAAGAAUUGAGUGAAUUUCUUGCAAGUGUGUGUGUGUGAAUUGGUAUUUUUGUUACAUCGCUUAUGAUUACUGUGACAUUAGAUAAUUUUGCAAUUACAAGCUACCUCCAAGGAAUGACAGAUAAGUAUAAUAGAAAAUCAAGAAUCUUUCUUGAGUUACUUUGUUCCAGUUCAGUGGUUAACAGAUUAAACAGUAUAUGCAAUGUAGAAAUCAAUAAUUAAAUCAAGAUUUAUGGCGUAGAAAAAUGAACUCUCACAUGGUUGUACAAGAUAAAAACAAAAUUUCUCAAACUCAUACCUACUCCCUUUGCCGGCCUGGCCCCCGAAAACCAAUUGAAAAUUCCCACGAAAAAGACCGAUUGUGUGAGGGAUUUGAAGCACUCAUUCAUUUCCGGAGUUCCUUUUGUUGGACUCGUACUAUUUUUCUUGGUUCUUCAACUCGAGAAAACCUCAAAUAGAUCAAGAGAAAGAUGGCUUAUGCUGUUAUAACUUCCAUUUUGACAACUAUAGAGCAAGUCUUCCAAUUCAAUCCAAGAUUGAUUUCUGAAAGUAGAGAAUCCAUUGAUUCACUUUAUGGAACACUUUCUAUCUUACAAGAUUUCCUUGAGGAUACGGGAAACUGGAUCAAUGAUCAAGAUGCAUUGAAACUCUUGGAAAAGAAGAUCAGAGAUGCAGGAUAUAAAGCAGAAGAUACAAUUGAUUGCUGCCUAAGAAGAAUCCAUGUGGCUGAUACUGAUCAUGAACAGAACAACGCCCGUCGUAAGUUUUAUGACGAGUUACAGGAAAUAAUAGAAGCAAUGGAUUCCAUACAAGGAGAUGUGAUGAAGUUCAAGAAUGUCCACAAACGUAUCAAAGAUGUGCCAGCAACAACUUAUUUACCUCCCCGCUCACCUGGGCGUGUCUUGGAUGAGGAAAAUACUCUUGUUGGGAUGGAGGAUGUCUUCAACAACAUAAGAGAUCAGCUCUUUGGACAAACACCAGCAUUGAAUGUUGUUUCAAUUGUUGGUAUGGGCGGUAUCGGUAAGUCGACUCUUGCUAGAAGUUUAUUUAAUCAUCCAUCAGUAUCCCGACGUUUUGAUAUUUCUUCAUGGGUUACUGUUUCUCAAGCAUAUAAUGCAAAGGAAAUGCUUUUGGAUGUCCUAAGCUUCGGUAUUCUAGAUGGGAAGGCAAUGUACCGCAAUACGAGCGAAGAUGAAUUAUUGGACCAAGUGCGUAGAAAAUUGAAAAGGAAGAGGUAUUUGAUAGUUUUGGACAAUAUAUGGACUAUAGAGGCUUGGGACGAAGUACGAAGAUCAUUUCCCGAUGAUGAAAAUGGAAGUCGCAUAAUGAUAACUACUAGGCUCCUCGAAGUAGCUAAUUGUGCUAGCAAUGAUUUCUCUCCUCAUCACAUGCCUUUGCUUAGUCUUGAAGAUAGUUGGAAAUUACUAUCUCUUAAGGUUUUUGGAAAUGAAGAUUGCCCUCCUCAGCUUGAGGAAGUAGGAAAUCAGAUAGCGAAACAAUGUCAAGGGCUAGCUCUCUCAAUUGUUGUCAUCGCUGGGCUUUUGUCAAAGAUCAAUAGGACACAUGACGAAUGGCAACAAAUUGCUGAUAAUGUGAAUUCCCACAUAGGUUCAACCUCCCGGCAGUGUUUAGCAAUAUUAGCUCUGAGUUACAACUACUUGCCUUGUAGCUUGAAAGCUUGCUUUCUUUAUAUGGGGGUUUUCCUUGAAGAUGCAGAAAUUCCUACAGAUACAUUGAUUAGAAUUUGGGUAGCUGAGGGUUUUCUGAAGACAAUUUGCCAUAAAAAGCCAGAAGAGGUAGCAGAAGAGUGCCUAGAGGAUCUAGUUAGCAGAAGUUUGAUUAUGGUCAACAGUCGAGGAUGGGUAAGCGGAAAAAUUAGAACUUGCAAGAUUCACGACCUCAUUCGGCUAUUAUGCUUGAGAAAAGGAAAAACCGAGAAGUUUUUUCAUGUCAUAAAUGAAUGUUACGAAGUGUCGUCAGAAGGCGUGGAGAGUGAACACCGACUAUUGUUGUAUGAAGAUGCUGUGCAAAACCAGAAUCUCGGCCUACAGGAAGGUAAUCUGGAUUCAGUUCGUACCAUCUUGUGCAUCUGUGAACCGUGUACUUCUAUGCUCGAAUUUGAAUACUACAAAAUAGUGGAUACUCGUUUUCAGCUGCUAAGGGUAUUGGAUGUACUAAUGAUUCUCUUUCAACUUUUUCCCACUGAGAUAACACAAUUAGUACAUUUAAGAUAUCUUGCUUUUACCACCGGUGGCGAUGUUCCAACAUCAAUUUCUAAUCUGUGGAAUCUACAGACAUUGAUUGUCGAGCCAACUGAAAAUCAAUUAUCCUGGCCAGUAGAAAUUUGGAAGAUGUCAAGUUUGAAAUAUUUCCAGUCUGGGGGAAUGAGUAUGCCCGUGCCUGCUCCUCCAAAGGCACAACAUAUUUUGGGUUUAGAAAAGUUCAAGAAACUUUCACUAAACGAAGCUUCUUCCAACUGGGAGGAAAUUUGUAUGGCUGUCCCGAACGUAAAGGAAUUGGAUGUUAUUAUCAAUUUAGAUAUACAUCCUAAUGGAUGGAAUGAUUUUAUUGGUAGUCUCAUAUGUCUUGUUGAUCUCCAGAAGCUAAGCAUUCAACUAAAGGUUUCGUCGCAUCCACUGUUUUUUAUAAGGCGGCCUGCUCAGCUGUGGUACGUGUUCCCAGAAAACCUCAAGAGUUUGACACUUGUAGCGACACAUCUAGAGUGGACAGAUAUGCCAAUGCUUAGCAGCUUACCCAACCUUGAGGUACUCAAACUAGAAUUUUAUGGUUUUGAAGGGAGCAAUUGGAAUCUAGAUGAAGGGGGUUUCAAGAAACUCAAGUUGCUACACAUUCACCAGACGAGAUUGGUGCACUGGCAGGCAGCCAGUGAUAGUCUUCCAGUUCUAGAGUAUCUAGUCCUAAUGUUUUGCUCUGAAUUGGAGGAGAUUCCUAGAGUUAUCGGAGAUAUUCCCACAUUAAAAUUGAUUGACUUGCAUUACUGCAGCCAAGCUGCUGUUACUUCUGCAGGGGAAAUUCUAGAAGAGCAAAAAAGCAUUGGAAAUGAAGUUCUUGUGGUUACUGUAUCCCCUGAUCGCCCUCCUUCGCUGGAAACUUACUAUGUGUGAAUAGGUAAAAGUAAUUUCUUUAUGUACAUAAAUGUUGAAUCCUUGUGGCUUCUUUAUGUGUUUACUUCUCUAAAUUUUGAAUCCCCUUAGUGAAUGUUCUGGCUCGCCACCGCUUGUGGUCCAUGCCUACGGAGAUUGAGUUUACUCUAAAAUUAUGAGCUCUGGAGACUUUUACUGUGCGUAGUUUUUCUUUUUCUUUUCCAA